Saprolegnia parasitica CBS 223.65 is the source of this 2781-nucleotide messenger RNA. RefSeq lists its product as hypothetical. The coding region runs from base 1 to 2781 and encodes 926 amino acids. NCBI's taxonomy places the organism in Eukaryota, Oomycota, Saprolegniomycetes, Saprolegniales, Saprolegniaceae. The transcript is spliced from 29 exons. The record is from RefSeq and is a predicted model, not a curated record. Gene Ontology annotation, molecular function: protein binding.
AUGGUAGCAACGCUCCACGAGCAGCUGUAUCACGCAGCGCGGUCUGGCGACCACAGCGCCGUCUCGGUCGCCCUCAAGCGCGGGGCCAACGCCAACGCCGAGACCGAGGGCUGGACACCACUGCUGCGCGCAGCUCAAAAUGGCCACAGCCUCGUCGUGCACUUCCUCUUGCGGUCGAUGUCCGACGUCAACAAGCCCACGAGCGAUGGGGCCACGCCAUUGUACAUGGCGAGCCAGAAUGGCCAUGUCAGCGUUGUCGCGUUGCUCAUCCAGGCCAAUGCCGCGGUCGAUCAGAGCAAGAAGGCGCGAUUUAAGAACUCUGAUGGUGCCACGCCUCUGUAUGUCGCUGCUCAAAACGGUUUUGACGCAAUUGUCGAGCUCCUUUUGCAGUCGGACGCCAACGCCAACGCCCGAAAGCUCUCGGGGUCGACGCCGCUGUACGUGGCGGCCCAGAAUGGUCGCGGAGGCAUCUUGAAGCAAUUGCUGCAAGCGGGGGCCGAUGUCAACCUCGGCAACAACGAAAACGCAACACCGCUGUAUGUGGCAGCGGCCAAGGGCCACGCGACGGUGGUUGCCAUGCUCGUGCAAGCAGGGGCCGACCUCACCAAGAAGAAACAAGCGGGGACCACGCCCCUGAUUGCAGCGGCCUUCAACGGCCACAGCAACAUUGUGGCCUUGCUCAUGGAGGCGGGCUCGGACGAGGGACCUGUGGACGACUGGACGCCUGUCUGGGCCGCUGCGUUUAGCGGUCACACGAAUGUGCUGCAGAGCCUCAUCCUCGCCAAGGCCGAUUUGAACAAGUGCGACAAGGACGGAUGGACACCAUUGUGUGUGGCAGCACUCAAUGGGCACGCCAACGCCGUUCGGGUUCUUUUGGACGCGGGGGCUGACAUUGACCGCGCCACCAAUUUUGGCGCCACGCCGCUGUACAUUGCGGCGCAGAAUGGGCACGAACACGUCGUCAAGGUGUUCAUCGAGGCCCGAUCCCACAUCAACCAGAGUCAGCGCUCGGGCGCGACACCGCUCUACGUGGCAGCCCAAAACGGGCACGCCAACGUCGUUGCCCAGCUUAUUGCUGCGAACGCGGAUGUCAACAAAGGCGCCGAGCUGGGUGCAACACCGCUGUACAUUGCAGCACAGCACGGCCACAAUCCAGUUGUGGCCCUUCUCCUCAACGCAAAAGCUAUUGUCGACCAAGCCACUCAUACGGGCGCGACCGCGCUGUACGUGGCUGCGCAGAAUGGCAACGCGGCGCUCGCCAAGCUCCUCGUGCAGGCCAGGACAGACGUCAACAAGACGUUCAAACAAGGGGUGUCGCCGUUGUGGGUUGCCGCCUCCAAAGGGCACGUCUCAGUUGUCGCUGUGCUCAUCCAAGCAAAUGCGAACCUCGACCUUUGCAACGCCGACGGGCGAUCGCCGCUUUGGAUCGCCGCCUUCAAGGGGUUUGCACCGGUCGUGUCGCUUCUCAUAAAGUCUGGCGCCCAAAUCAACCUCGCCGACACCUCGGUUGGUGCGACGCCGCUCUAUGUGGCAGCGCACAAGGGUCACGAUGCUGUCAUCUCGGUGCUGCUGCAAGGCGGCGCCGCCGUCAACCAAGCCGCUUCGGAUGGCUGCACGCCGCUGUCGACGGCGGCUUUCAACGGGCUUGUCUCGGCGGUGGCGCUCUUGGUCGCAGCGCAGGCCGAUGUGGAUCUGGCCAAGCAUGACGGCACGACACCAACGUACGUGGCAGCACAGAACGGCCACACCGCCGUCGUCGAGGCCCUUCUCAGCGCCAAGGCCAACGCCAACACGAGCCAUAAAGAUGGACGCACACCUCUGUGGAUGGCUGUUUGCAACGGUCACGAAGACGUGGUCCGCCACCUUGUGCAGGCCGCCGCCGACGUCGACAAAAGCCACAAGGACGGCCGGUCCCCGCUUUGGAUGGCGUCCUUCAAUGGCUUUGGCGAUGUUGUCGACGCCAUCGUGCUUGCCAAGGCGGACAUCAACAAGCCGCACAAGGAUGGACAAACGCCGCUGUAUGUUGCCUCGCAGUAUGGCCACGACGCCGUCGUCGCCUGGCUACUGCAAUCGAGCGCAGAUGUCAACCAGCCCAAAGAUGACGGAACCCACCCGCUUUAUGUCGCUGCACAAAACGGCCACGACCUUGUUGUCGCCCAGCUCUUGGCCGGGAACGCAGCUCUGAACCAAGCCGAUAUGGCGGGCCGAACGCCCCUUUACAUCGCCGCCCAAAAUGGACACAAAACUGUGGUCUCUCUCCUCCUCGACGCCGGCGCUAAUGUUACCCAGAGUAAAAAGUCGGGCGCGGGACCUCUUUUCAUCGCUGCCAAGACCGGACAAGUUGAUGUCGUACGCCUGCUUUUGGACGCAGGCGCCGACUGCAACCAGUGUCGCAACGAUGGACAAUCACCGCUCAUGAUUGCAGUCGGAGCGGAUCAUCAGGAGAUUGUCGAUGCCUUACUGCUUGCAAAAGCCGAUGUCGACCAAAGCUCUGAUGAGGGCUCGACAGCACUGCAUGUUGCGGCGUCGUCGGGGCUAGAGGCUAUCGUAUCGAAGCUCCUGCAGUACCGCCCCGAUGUGGACCAGUGCAACUAUGCCGGACAGUCGUCAGUGUGGGUGGCCGCUGCCAAUGGCCACGUAAACGUUCUCUCACACCUCCUUGAUGCUGGCGCAGACCCGUCCUGCCCCGACAAUUGCGGUGUCACACCGCUGAGUAUUGCCACUAAGAACGGGCACGGCGAUGCGACCACGUUACUUGUCAAAGCGUGCCGCCGACAGUAA